UGGCGGGACUGAUGUGUCCCCUACCGCCGGAUUGGGUUUUCUAGAUUCAGAAUCCGGAAAAAAUCUGGCGAAAUAUAUUAUUAAUAAAUUGCGCCAAGAAGCACCAACUCAAAAUUUAUACACUAUUUCUUACUUUUUCACCCUCUUUUUUAAAAAUUGGAAAUAAAAUAAUGGUCACUUUGAAAAAUUUGCAAAAUGGUCAUUAGUGAAAAUUUUAUUAUUUUGUCGCUUUGUCUACUUUCUCAAUUAAAUCAAAGAACCUCUGAACAUUUAAAAUUUUACGAAAAUUUAAACAAAAUCCAAUUAUAAAUCCAAAUCGUUUAGAUAUUUUCUCAUUUUAAUUAAAAUGGCUUCUGCAUCGACCGACAAACUUGAUGUUUCUGUAGAUGGUAGUUCAUCUUCCAACAAGGAACAACUCAGUGCUAAAGAAAAAGCUUUACACAAUUAUGUUUUCAGAUCAAUGAAAAGAGCACACGAUAUGUUUUUGUAUGAUUAUGAUGUUUUUCCAGAAAAUAGUGAAAAAGCUGAAAAAAUUUGGAGAAACACGAAAAUUAGAAGCAGUUUCUCACAUGUAAUUAAAGCAGUUGAAGAAAAUAAAAGACGUAGAGCUGAAGAAGUACUUCGUCUACCAAAAAGCAACAAAGAAGGAAUUGCUGCUGUUGUAGCAGAUGAAAAUGUACCUCUAGCGAUCACUGAUGGUUCAUCAAAAGGAGAAAAACAAAUUUCACUGAUUGAACAAAAAUCAAAUGACGGAACUGUUCGCGCUUUACUCCCUUCUCGUGCAAAUUUAAUUACAAAACCAAAAUGGCAUGCCCCUUGGAAAUUAUAUAGAGUGAUUUCUGGUCACACAGGUUGGGUUAGAGCUGUAGAUGUUGAACCAAACAAUGAGUGGUUUGCUACUGGUGGUGCUGAUAGAAUUAUUAAGAUUUGGGAUCUUGCCAGUGGUCAAUUGAAACUUUCCUUAACUGGUCAUAUUAGUGCAGUGAGAGCAGUAAAAGUUUCGCCAAGACAUCCUUAUUUGUUUAGUGCUGGGGAAGAUAAACAGGUUAAAUGUUGGGAUUUGGAACAGAACAAAGUUGUUCGUCAUUAUCACGGCCAUUUGAGUGCUGUUCAAGAUUUGGCUCUUCACCCAACUCUUGAUAUUUUGGUUACUUGUGCUCGUGAUUCUACUGCUAGAGUUUGGGAUAUGCGUACUAAAGCACAAAUAUUUUGUUUGAGCGGUCAUCGUGACACAGUUGCUUCAGUUAUCUGUCAGAGCUCGAAUCCACAAGUUGUUACCGGCAGCCACGAUUCAACUAUUCGCUUGUGGGAUUUAGCUAGCGGGCAAAGUGUUUGCUCUUUAACUAAUCAUAAAAAAAGUGUUCGUUCUCUAGCACUUCAUCCAACUCUUAAUAUGUUUGCAUCUGGCUCUACAGACAACAUAAAAUUAUGGAAAUUUCCGAACGGUGAUUUUAUGCAGAAUCUUAGUGGCCAUAAUACAAUGAUUAAUUCUCUGGUGAUUAAUGAAGAUGGUGUUCUUGUUUCUGGAGGUAAUAAAAUAUUCAGUUUAAAUGUAGGGAAGAGUAGUGCUUUUUUAUACAGUGAUGUCGGCACAAUGCAUUUUUGGGACUUCAAGUCCGGAUUUUGUUUUCAAAAAGAACAUCCACCUCCACAGCCUGGAUCAAUUGAUUCGGAACGUGGGAUUUUUGCACUUUGUUUUGACAAAUCAGGAUCGCGUUUGAUAAGUGCUGAAGCAGAUAAAUCUAUAAAAAUGUGGAAAGAAGAUUUGAAUGCGACAGAAGAAACACAUCCGCUAAUGUGGCGACCUGAAAUACUCAAGAAGCAACGUUUUUAA
Messenger RNA from Meloidogyne enterolobii, 1834 nucleotides. The record is from the annotation of a GenBank genome assembly. NCBI's taxonomy places the organism in Eukaryota, Metazoa, Nematoda, Chromadorea, Rhabditida, Meloidogynidae.